AUGUCAUCCGAGACGCCCUCGACACUGAGGAAUCUCCCUCCGCGUAGCUCUGCGGCAGGGGGCUUCUCAUCUCCUCUAGAGACCAGCUCUUCAACAGCAAAAGGGGCGUCGCCAUUAGCGUCCAAGGUCACAUCCGUGCUGUCAACCUCGUACUCCGAUACUGAAUUUCGAGAUGCUCUAUCCCUUCUGGAUCAGCGGGGAGUCAGCAACACUGCCGAAACUAGACGCCGGAUUCGUAUGGAUCUCCAGAAAGAGGUGAUUGACAGCAAUGGUGAGAUUAUAAGCGAGUUUGGCCGAGUUGCAGAGCAACUACACAAAAUAAAAGCGACCGUGGAUAAAUUGAACGCGAGCUAUAACGAUAUGAGGAAACAAAUUGUUUCCGCACACUCAGAUACGGAACCCGCUCUGGUCGAGGCCAACUCGCUCUUAGGCCAGAGAAAGCAGAUUGAGACAAAGCAAGAGCUGCUCGAGGCUUUUACACACCACUUUACCAUGUCGGACGAUGAGCUGGCUGCCCUAACAAUGACGGCUGAACCUGUGGACAACUGUUACUUCGAUGCUCUGGCGAAGGCCAAGAAGAUAAACAAGGAUUGCGAAGUCCUCCUUGGGUUCGAGAAGCAGACUCUCGGCCUUGAAUUGAUGGAGCAGACUUCAAAGAGCAUCAACCUUGGAUUCCAAAAGCUGUACAAGUGGGUACAGCGUGAAUUCAAAACGCUCAACCUUGAGAACCCUCACAUGAACGCUUCCAUGCGUCGAGCGCUUAGGGUCCUUGCUGAGCGACCGUCACUAUUCCAGAACUGUCUAGACUUGUUUGCUGAGUCGAGGGAAAGAAUCAUGUCCGACUCCUUCUACACAGCACUGACAGGGGAAUCGUCAUCCGGAGUGGAAGACCCUUCAACGAAGCCUAUCGAUCUGACUGCCCACGACCCCCUCCGCUACGUGGGAGACAUGCUGGCCUGGAUACAUUCGGCAACAGUCAGCGAGCGCGAAGCGCUCGAGUCCUUAUUUGUUUCCGAUGGUGAUGAGCUUGCAAAAGGGCUCCGAUCGGGUCGCGAUGCUGAAUUAUGGCGACUCGUGGCAGAGGACGAUGAAAAGGACGGUGGUCCUGCUGAGUUCAAUCCCCUCGAGGCAUUGAACAAUCUUGUCGACCGUGAUAUCCUGGGUGCUUCCCGCGUGUUGCGCCAGAGAGUUGAACAGGUCAUACAGAGCAACGAGGAGAUUGUUCCAGCCUACAAGCUUGCAAAUCUCCUUGAAUUCUACCUUGUCACAUUCCAAAAACUCCUCGGUCCGGAUUCGAAUCUCCUAGAGUCCAUGAAGGCCCUUCAAGCAGAGGCCAUGAGACAGUUUCGCGCCCUCGUCCGCGAACACAUUGCAACUUUGCAAGCAGAGUUCCAACAAACACCUUCCGAUCUCGGGCCGCCCUCUUUCCUUCAGGAAUCUCUCAAGCAGCUGGAUGCGUACAUGCAAACGUACGACCUGUCGUUAGCCAAUGUGGAAGAACGUGAGGCUGGCUUUGAGAGCAUCCUUGCAGAAGCAUUCGACCCUUUUAUUGCCGGAUGCGAGAACAUGGCCAGUGCUAUGAAGACCCCGGACGCGACCAUCUUCCUCAUCAACUGCCGCCUCAUGGCAUCUGUGUCCCUCGGAAAGUUUGACUUCACACAAUCGAGGCUCCGCGAACAACAGGCCAAGACGGACGCAGGAACAAAGGAGCUGGUGGAAAUCCAACAUCAGUAUUUCCGAAAUAUGUCGGGCCUAGACUCCAUACUUGAGGCUGUAUCAGAAGGAAAGGAUACAGCAAAGGACACACUACAGAUCAGCAGGCUAUCCGAGGCUAGCCAGCGCCUAGAUGACUUCUUGCCUUCGGCUUGGAUGGACGCCAUGGAGACACUGAGGCACCUCCAAGACUCAGGGCUGGCACAUCGUAUUACCGAGGAAGCUGCCGAGCUAUUCUGUGCCGACUUUGAAAAGCUUGAAGACGCCAUUAUCGAGGCUGAUGGCGACUCAACCGACGACGAGGAAACUCUGGGUGAAUUACGCUCAGCGUUUCAACGAACAACCGCAGAGAUUCGGGUGCUACUAUCAUAG
Molecule: messenger RNA, 2085 nt
Organism: Geosmithia morbida
Lineage: Eukaryota; Fungi; Ascomycota; Sordariomycetes; Hypocreales; Bionectriaceae
Product: conserved oligomeric Golgi complex subunit 6
Exons: 2
Coding region: 1-2085 (694 amino acids)
Biological process (GO): intra-Golgi vesicle-mediated transport
Cellular component (GO): COG complex
Source: RefSeq, a predicted model, not a curated record